Dioszegia hungarica is the source of this 1248-nucleotide messenger RNA. RefSeq names its product WD40-repeat-containing domain protein. Bases 1 to 1248 code for a protein of 415 amino acids. Gene Ontology annotation, cellular component: endoplasmic reticulum membrane. The record is from RefSeq and is a predicted model, not a curated record. Lineage: Eukaryota; Fungi; Basidiomycota; Tremellomycetes; Tremellales; Bulleribasidiaceae. The transcript has 10 exons. Gene Ontology annotation, biological process: protein secretion. Gene Ontology annotation, molecular function: GTPase activator activity; protein binding; guanyl-nucleotide exchange factor activity.
AUGACUCGCACGUCGCAUAAAGCGCACCCGACCCCUGCGUUCCCGGUAUACUGCCUCGACUGGGCGGAUGACGAGGUGGUGAUCAUGGGCGGGGGAGGUGGGGCCAGUCGAAGUGGAAUAGAGAAUAAGCUGAAACUCGCAAAGGUGUCGAAGGAUGCGAGGAACGUCAAGUAUAUCAAUGAGCUCAAGUUGAGCAGUGAGGAGGAUGCGCCGAUGACUAUCGCGGUUGAUAGAGAGUCUAAGCAGCUUAUCACUGGUAUCAACGCUUCUUCCUCCUCGAUACAAGCAGGGAAGAACGAGCAAUGCCGGGUCUACUCAUACGCUGAGAACUCUCUUGCAUUCUCAAAGGGGAAGCAGACAAUAUCAGCCGCCUGGUCGGAUGACUACCCGUAUCAAAAACAUACGUCCCUCUCUCCAAAUGCAAAGUACCUCGCAGUAGGAUCAACAGACGACUCGGUCUCGGUCCUCACCUUCCCAGCCCUGGAGACCGUCAAGAUCGUCAAGCUGGAAGCAGAGGUUGUGGACCUGGACUGGGGAGGCGAAGGGGGAGCAUGGCUCGCUAUCACCACUACCUCCUCUCUGUUCUUGUACCACCUCGUCGGAUCUGGCGAGAGCUCCAGCUUGGAGCUGAAGCAGACCAUCUACCCGCCUAGUAUUGAUAUCACCAAGGUCAUGUUCCGUGCUGCUCGCUUCUCCCCUACUUCAGCCGCCCAGCCGAAGAUUCACGCCGUCCUCAACUCCGCCCCUCCCGCCCGAAGUGCCAAGGGUCGACCCCGGAAAGCCUGGAUAUGCACAUUCGGACUCGUCGCUGGACCGAGUGCCGCCGCUGUGACGACUGCCGAGAAGGCGACAGGUACGCCGGUGAAGGACGGUCAAGCGGGGGAGAAGGAGGGCGAUGAGCUGGGGAGAUGGGAUGUAUUGGUCAGGAGGGAGGUGGCCGGGAAGCCUGUGACAGUAUUUGACGUCAGUGCGGACGGCAAGCUGUUGUCAUAUGGAUGUUCAGAUCUGUCCAUCGGAAUGCUAGAUGCUGCUACCCUGAACCCAUUACUCAAGAUCCUACACGCCCACAACUUUCCCCCAACAGCUCUGAAAUUUAACCCGUCAGCGACACUCCUCAUAUCAGCUAGUGCAGACAAUACGCUUCGCGCGAUCGUCGUACCAGCUAGUUUUGCGGGAGUAUCCCCGGUGCUGAUCGCGCUGCUUGUGCUGUUGUUGGCGAUCAUUGCAGGGGCUGUGAUGAGGCGGUAG